UCCGCCUCCCACCGUCACCCGGACCCCACAUGGCAGCCACGCGCAAGCCCCGAUCCCCGUCCGCCGCCGCCGCGGCCGGCGACCACCUCCGCUUCCUCCGCCCCGGCGCCCUCGCCCGCCUCCGCGACGCCAGGCUCCGCCGCCGCUCGAAGCCGGCCUACUCCCGCCCGGCCCCGGCCUCGCCGCAGCCGUCCCCCUCCCCCCCUCCCGCUCCCGCGCCCGCGGCGGGCGGGGACGGCGAGAGCGGGCCCUUCGUGCCCUACUUCGUGCCCGGGUCCAGAUUCCUCGCGCCGCGCUGCCCGCAGCGGAAGAAGCUCACGGCGGGGAAGGUGGUGGCGCUCUUCUCGCCGCCGAUGCCCAGCCCCGACCUGCCAUUCGAGGCGGUUAUGGAGUUCUUCAACGCGCCGGAUAUGGUCGUCGCCGCCCACUAGAUGGGACCCGUCGUGUUGUAUUAUUAGUCGUGGUAUACUUGUAGAUGCAUGGAUCCAGUCCCCUCCCUGUCAAUCUAGCUUCAUGUCUUACAGUUUAUUGUUUACCUUGUUUGUCUGUACCAAAUCGAUGUGAAAAACAAAUACUACUAUAAAGAAUAGUUCUGCAGAAUUUUGUGUAACUGCAAAAAUGGGGAAGAGAAGUGCCAAUUUGUUAUGCUUUCCUUCUACAAUCUAUUGGGUGAUCUGUGAAUUCAUUCGGGAUAUUUUGUUCUGGGCUCUCUAGUAGGCACAUACAUGCAGUACUAGGGGAAUUCAGUUGCUUGUCAGAUGUGUAU
This is a messenger RNA of Triticum dicoccoides, 766 nucleotides long. RefSeq names its product translation initiation factor IF-2-like. The record is from RefSeq and is a predicted model, not a curated record. Bases 30 to 431 code for a protein of 133 amino acids. The transcript has a single exon. Lineage: Eukaryota; Viridiplantae; Streptophyta; Magnoliopsida; Poales; Poaceae.